Molecule: messenger RNA, 2523 nt
Organism: Centropristis striata (black sea bass)
Lineage: Eukaryota; Metazoa; Chordata; Actinopteri; Perciformes; Serranidae
Product: DET1- and DDB1-associated protein 1
Exons: 5
Coding region: 314-622 (102 amino acids)
Biological process (GO): positive regulation of proteasomal ubiquitin-dependent protein catabolic process
Cellular component (GO): Cul4-RING E3 ubiquitin ligase complex
Source: RefSeq, a predicted model, not a curated record
GCAUCGCUACCAUCCAGCCAUCAUGCUAGCCGAAGAGUGCAACUAGCUUUGCCAGCUCAUACAAUGUCAUACAGCGUUAUUUUCUCAGUGUGUAGAAUCAUUUUUUCAUGGACACUGACAUUUAGAAUGGAAACAACAACUUGUGUGUGAAGGUCGUUGUUGUUUUUUUUGCCUAGAGUACCCGGUAGGACAGCUGUAUCGGUUAACUAGCCUGUGAGCUAGCACGGCUAACCCCAUAACACUGCCUGCCAUCACGAACAGCACAACAAACCAAUCCGGACGUUGGUAAACUUUGGAAAUUUAUAUCGUCACCAUGGAGAAGGCUGAUUUCUUGAAAGGACUUCCUGUCUACAAUAAGAGCAACUUCAGCAGGUUUCAUGCAGACUCCGUUUGUAAAGCAUCUAAUAGGAGGCCCUCUGUGUACCUUCCAACACGAGAAUACCCCUCUGAACAGAUUAUUGUAACAGAGAAAACCAAUAUCCUCCUGCGUUACCUUCAUCAGCAGUGGGACAAAAAGAAUGCAGCAAAGAAAAGGGAACAGGAACAAGGUGAGGGUGACAGUCCGGCACCCCCAAGGAAGAUCGCCAGGACAGAUAGCCAAGAGAUGAACGAGGACUCAUAAGUGUGUGUGUGUGUGUGUGUGUGUGUGUGUGUUUGCAUAUACUGAGUAUAGCCAGUAUAAACUAACAAAAACAAAGGAUAAUCCCACCUGAAUAAAUACUUCUGGCCAUUCUGCCGCACUAUGGCAGGAUGCCUUUCCUGGCAUGAAAUCAGGAGUCACCCAUAGAGAAUUAGGGAAAUUCCAGUCAACAAAGCAGCUAUUUAUGAUGGAAAGAUUGUAUGUGUGUAAAUUAUGUAACCAUAAAAAAAAUUGAAAGUCACUGACACUGUCAGAACAGAUGCACUGUCAGGGGGGAAACUUUAUUCUGGUGCUUUUUUAAUUUAUACUGGCUAUUCCCUGUGUAGUAUUAAAUGUGUAAAUGUUUGUAUGCAUGCUGAGCUAUGAGUGUGUGUUGUACUGUAUGUGUGAGAUAGUUGAAAAAAGUGUCAGAGUAGAUAUAAGAUCAGAGAGGGACAUGACAGAUAAAGUCAGACACUACCCUUAAAAACAGUCUCAUAACUGGUACAUGACUUGUGUAGCCUUCUGUCACCUGGAGAGUCUGUCCUGAUUUGUGCAAAGAUAACUUUUUGUUACUGUUUUAAUUUUAUUAUAACUAUUAUUGUUUAUGUAUGGCAAUGAGCUUCCUGCCAGCCACAGUGCCCACCCUCUCAGUUUCACUGCCCACUCUGCAACCACAUGGGGGCAUUGCGACAUUUCUCCACACUGUUUGAAUCAACAGAACCAAGACUGCACUGUGAAGAACAGCACAAAAGUAGAAGCAACUCUUCCAGAAUCCCCCGUAGAUGUGUGUUUUUGGUGAAUAUGCAUAUCUUCAUUCUAUUUUGGGACUUGUGCUCAUAGGAUAAAUGUCGUGUUGGUGUUUCUGAGAUAUAUUUUUACAUCUAGCACCACCUUCUGGCUGAUAAAGGCUAGUAAGAAUGGGGUUUUAGCUGCUCUUUCAUCAACGGAAGGAAAAGGUUGAGCUUGAAUAUGGAAGUGUUAAAUUGUAACGUUGGGUUUUUAGUUGCACAACAAGGUAACAGCACAGAUAGCAAAGAAAAAUAUGGAGAGGAAUGUCUGGAAAAGGGAAAAAAAGACUCCAUUAUGAUGUGUGUAAAUAUUUGCCAGUACCAGAAGUAGUUUAUCCAGCGGAGUAUCUUUGUGUCUGCCUUUUUGUAAAAUAAUACAUGCCCAUUGAUACGAUAGAAAAUGACCUUUGUGAAAGUAAAGAAAAGAGCCCCGGUGCCCAGUGGAUGUUACCUUGCCUUGCAUGUUGAUGUUUUCAUGGCUGGGUAUUAUACUUCUGGACCAGUAAUACAAUUUAAGAGGGUGUUGGGGUUGAGGUGUCAUCCUGUAUGACUGUGGAAGGUAUUAGCCUAGAGGCCUUACAACCUGUCAUCAUGGUUCGGACCCUUUAGCUCCCCCAGCUCAGGGCCUGGGGUAGCUGUACUGUUCGCCCUGUCUUUGUGAGACAGCCCUGGAUUGUUUUUGUCUGAGAGCUGGCUUAGAUGAACACAGGGGGUUUAAAGGGGGUUAUAUUUUCAGCCAUAGAAUGCACAAUAAGCAUGCACAGCAAAGUGCAGUCGCCAUCCUGCCUUGUUCCUAGUAGUUCAGUUUGUAUUGGUGUCAUAUACUGUACAACACUGAAUUAGGCUUUUUUUUUUAUAUUAUCACUGCCCAGCGGAGUCACAUCGAAGCCUCCUGUCCUUCCUGUCCUUCUUUCAGUCAAUGCUACAGUGUGGGUUGACAGUGGGGUCAGUCAUCUUCCUACCUACAGUGUAAAUACUGUCUGUUUCUGAAGCGCAAAACCACGUUUCUGCUCAGACUGUUCGACAACACCCUAAGCCUUGCCCCAUCUCAUGUGUGUUAGAUCAGAAAUGUUCUUUUUAGCUUUGCUGAAAUAAAACUAGAUUGAAACUGGG